UUUUAGGUUAUCGAGUGGCCAUCACAGUAAAUGUAAAAUUCACCAGCAAGAGAAAGAAUUAAAAUCGCUGUGAAAAUUACAUCAUCAAAUAAUUUAACUAUAUAAUAAUAGAGUUAGACGGAAUGUCAAGGAAAAUGUCCGGGAUGAACGGCAUUGAAGGCAAGACUCCCUUCCUGAUCGGCGUCUCCGGAGGAACAGCCAGCGGGAAGACCACCGUCUGCAAUCGUAUUAUGGAGAAGCUGGGGCAAGUAGAUAUGGACCAGACUGAGCGUAAAGUCGUCUGCAUAUCCCAGGACUCCUUCUACCGGAACCUUACUCCAGCGGAAAUAAUUCUAGCGGAGAAAGGUCAGUUUAACUUCGACCACCCCGAAGCUUUCGACAACGACCUCAUUAUCUCCACUCUCAAGGAUAUUCUCGCUGGAAUCAAAUGCCAAGUUCCGACUUAUGAUUAUUGCACCCACAGCCGAGUUCAAGGCCAGUCGAUAACUAUUUACCCAGCAGAUGUCGUAUUAUUUGAAGGAAUCCUGGUAUUUUACUUGGCCAAGAUUCGGGAUUUAUUUCACAUGAAAUUAUUUGUCGACACUGAUUCCGACACCCGAUUGGCACGUCGUGUUGCUCGAGACAUUAAGGAAAGAGGCCGAGAUCUGAGCUCCGUGUUGAACCAGUACAUGAACAAUGUGAAACCAGCGUUCGAGGAAUUUGGUUUGCCAACCAAGAAGUUUGCGGAUAUUAUAAUUCCCCGCGGUGCUGAUAACUCAGUCGCGAUAGACCUUAUCGUCCACCACAUCUGGGAUAUUUUGGAUUUGAAGAAAAUGAAUGGAGCUGAAAUGACGCCGGCGUCUAUACAGCAUCCGUAUCUUCACCGUAGGCGGAUUUCUGAAUCACCUGACACUAUUAGCAGAUCAUUCAUUUCUGAUUUAAAUGGUUUUCAUUGAUCUUUUUUUCUCGAUGGAAAUUCAAAAAUAUUUAUAUGUAUUAUAUAUUAAUAAAAGAAAUUGUUUGGAUAUAAUAU
Molecule: messenger RNA, 1012 nt
Organism: Cotesia glomerata
Lineage: Eukaryota; Metazoa; Arthropoda; Insecta; Hymenoptera; Braconidae
Product: uridine-cytidine kinase-like
Exons: 1
Coding region: 123-935 (270 amino acids)
Cellular component (GO): cytoplasm; cytosol
Molecular function (GO): kinase activity; ATP binding
Source: RefSeq, a predicted model, not a curated record